Molecule: messenger RNA, 396 nt
Organism: Anopheles nili
Lineage: Eukaryota; Metazoa; Arthropoda; Insecta; Diptera; Culicidae
Product: putative protein TPRXL
Exons: 2
Coding region: 1-396 (131 amino acids)
Source: RefSeq, a predicted model, not a curated record
AUGGCUGUGACCGUACAUAUGUACAAAUCACCGGAAAGCCUCGUGCGCUACCGACUGCUCUCGGAGCCGGAAAUAGUCAAUCUGCUCUCGUCGACCCCGUCCGGAGGCUCGGAAGUAAGCGAACACCGGGAGGAGCAACCGUUGCCAGGGCAGCAUCCACCGCCGAACCGAUGCUCCGGCAAUUCGUUCGAUGCCAGUUGUAGUUCCGCAUCCGGAUCACCCUCAGGUGUUGAGAACAACGGUUGCAGCACCGUAUCUGGGACGUCUUCUACAAGCUCGUCCGGUGCGACGACCCAAUCGCCUCCAGCACCUAGCGCCACUGGUGUGGCCGUGGAAACUAUGAGCCGGAGCAACCGCCCAUCUACUACGACCCAAGCGAACAUGGUAGAGGUGUAG